AUGGAGAGGGGAGAGAGCGGGGGAGAGUCUUUGAGGGUGGCACAUAGCGAGGCAGCCGGCCAUGCCGGCGAGAGCAAUAAUGGGGAGAGUGGAGGUGGGCAUGCAUCAGGUGAAAAGGAGGGAAUUAAAGAAGACAAUAACAAGAUUCAAGGUCAGCGGAUAUCGUUCAGAGAUAAAGUUGUGGGUGCUUCAAUAAGGAGAGCUUUGGAGGUUGCUGAUUCUCUUGAUGGGGAUAAGAUGGCUACAGUAGUUGAAGCAAAGGAGAUAUUGGCAGAGCCCUACAAAGAUGCCAUCGUGAUCAAAGUUCUUGGAAAAAAAUUUAGCUAUACGGCGAUCACGCACAGGCUUAAAGGAGUCUGGAGAACCAAAAAAGGAUAUGAGGUACUAGAUGUCAGUUUUGGCUAUUUCUUAGUCAAAUUUGAUCUCUUGGAGGAUAGAGAAAAAGUUCUCCUUAGAGGACCGUGGAUGAUUACUGGUAGUUAUGUUGCAGUUAAACCUUGGAGUUCUUCAUUCAGACCUUGUGAAAAUAAUUUUGGGUCUACCAUGGUUUGGAUAAGAAUAACAGGUUUAAACAUUAACUAUUAUCAAGAGAGAGCCAUGAAAAUGAUUGCGUCAGCUGUUGGUAAACCGAUCCGCAUCGACCUAGCCACCAAGUCUGCGGAGAGGGGAAAGUAUGCAAGAGCAUGUGUGCAAAUUAACUUAGGACUUCUGAAUUUAAUUUGUGAAAAAUGUAGCUGCUUUGGGCAUGUAAUAAGAGAAUAUGCAAAAGAGAACAACAAUGGCAUUGGGAAGGAAACCAUGGUGAAGGAGAAAAAUUUGCCGUCACUGUUUUCGGUGGAUAACAACGAGAAAACGGUAGAAGGUAGUCAAAUUCCAGUAAAAAAUCAAAAUUCAACUUUUGAAUUUGGAAUUAAUGCCAAAUCAAUUCCAAUUAUGGAGAAGCAUGGAGCAGCGGAUCUUGUGCAUGAUAAUUUACAAGAAUCACGCAUGGAUAAUGAUACUCAAGCAAAAGAGGGUGAAUGGGUUACAGUUAGUAGAAAAUGCAAGAAAAAAGUGGAUAAAGGCCCUAAUGUGGUGCCAAAAAAAGCCAAUGUAGCAAUAUGCUCCAAUUUGGUGAGUAAGAAAUUUUCUUUUGGGUCUAAUAAAAUGCAUGCUGGAUCCUCAUCAAAUGCAAAGGUGAAGUCUUUAUCAAAUGCAAAGGUGGAGCCUAAGGAAAAGAAAGAUCCUCCAUCCACGCUUGGCUCUUUGGGAACAACUCAGGUGGCUUUCAAGGAUCAGAGUACUCCUUUUUUUAAAGUAGGGCACAAAAGACAGCGUCUUAUUUCGCUUCAAAACUCACCUACUGAAGCAUUGUCAACAGAUUCUCGAGUACAAAAAGAGCUUGAUAAAGCUAGUGCAACAACAAACUUGGAGAACCAACCUCAACAAAAGAAUGAUGGUUCUGCGACGCAAGUCCACCAGAAGACAAUUGGAGACAGGGGUCCAUCAACGUGA
Messenger RNA from Arachis ipaensis, 1494 nucleotides. NCBI's taxonomy places the organism in Eukaryota, Viridiplantae, Streptophyta, Magnoliopsida, Fabales, Fabaceae. The record is from RefSeq and is a predicted model, not a curated record.